CACAAACACAAGAGCCAUGUAGCGAUAAGGCACUUAUUUCAACCUUGCGACACAAUGAAAAGUAUAACUGCUUUGGCGUUUAUUCUAGUAUUGCUUUUAGGUGACUGCAAAAAUGAUGCUGAGGGAAAGGUCAUCAGGGGAUGUAAGGACGUCUGCUGUAAAAACGCCAGCACCAUAAACCUGACAGAAGCUUUAACAACAUGCUGUAAGGAGGCUGAAGAAUGCCUUUUGCCAAACCAGUUUUACGACUUUUCCUGCAGGUUGCAGAUAAUGGAUUGGUGCCUAAAAAACCAAGCAAAUACCAGCGCAAUAAAACAAAUACGAACUGUAUGUUGCAGAAACUAUUUUACCUGCCCAGAAAACAAUUCUGUAACACAAAGAAAACGUUGCACAAAACGACUCGACGAAAUAAGAGUCAAAUGGAAAGAAGUGAACUUUAAAACGAAGUACGAUCUAGUCCAAGAGGCAUGGAAAAAAGAAAAUUGGUCAUUUUUCCUGAAAAUGGCGUCACAAAAGUGCCUAAAGAAAUUACCUGACGGAGGGCUUUCCGUUAUAAUUUGGUACCCCUACUACACUAACGAUAAAAGCGAGACUGUGUUUGGCUAUGAGUCUCCACCUGCAUACCUGGCACAGCAAAAGCAGUCUUUCACCAUGUUUACGGUGGUCGCUUCCUCUUUCAGCCGAAUGUGGGUAACACUGUUCCUAUGUGUCACCUGGAGUUUGAUAUCAGGAGUUUUCAUAUGGCUAAUGGUGAGUAAAUACCUCGGUUUCGUAUAUUUAAAUGUGGUUUUUUAUUUAGUGUGCGGCAUGCAGGAAAUGCGAUGUUCGGGCUAACUAUCCUCCGAGACUGACUGGCUGAGCUGAAAGCUGAGAUAAUAGCUAGUUAAGGUGUUUUGAUACAGUUUCUCGGAGACCAUACUGACGUUUUUCACAAAAAAAACUUUAAAAUAGAUUAAAUCCGGAUUUCGCGCGAUCUAGACCUGCUACUGAAAAUCCAACACCAGGAACUUAAACUGCGAUGUUUAACGAAUAACCUUCGUGAGAAUUAAAAACUUAUGUAUUCUUGAAUUCAAAUAACACGGAAUCCACCAGCAAAUUGGGCAAUUUUAAUUUUCAGUGGACAAAAAUCUUGUACCAGAAUAAUAUAAAGAAUAUUGCAUUUUUUUUUUACAUUUUACAAGGGCUAAAGAUGUCAGUAAUAAGUCUUAUACUUUCAAUAGCCGUGAUGAAAUGUUUAAUGAAAAAGUUCUAAAUAACUCAAAUUAAUCUUAAGUAUCGUCAGAAGGCUGCUUAAUAUCAUAUUUCGAAGCAUGGAAAUUUUGGUUUGUUUCCUUUCUCGGGAUCCUGAAAACUAACCUGUUUUCUCACCACCUGUCUAGGUGCAGCUUUAUUCUAAAUUUUGACUUUUAGCGCUUUUCUGUAUAUCUCUAAAACGGCUCGACAGAAUUCUUCUUAAACCUUACCACAUAAUCUUCAUGACGUAUAUAUUAAUGUCUGAAACUUUCAUUGAGAUUGAUUCACUGCAACACCUUGAAAUUUCAAGACGAAUCUAGCCUACGUACCGACCAAAUAUACGAGUUGCAACAUUCACUGUUUUGACGUUAUGCUAAUUUUUGCAAAUUUUAAUGCAAACCACGCAUACAUCCAAGGCUAUUAGUAGAUAAUGUCUAAAAUCUGCAUUUUGAGUAGCCUUUAUAGCAGGAACAUGUUCCUGCUGAUGUCGGUGUUUUCUUGACGGCCCCAAACGGUUUUUUCAGCUUUUCAUUCUGUUUGCUUGAGCCUCCUUUCUUCAGUAGAGCUCAUCAUAAUUAUUUUUUAUUCUUUACCAAGUGUAUCUCAAAAAUAUCAGUUUACCCUACUAUUACUUUUUUCUUUAGUCUAGGUUUUGGGUGAGGGGAAAUCAUCAUCAUUGAUUGUAUUUAAUUUACAUCAGGAUCGUAGAGCGAACCAGCGCCAGUUUCCCUCGUCUUUUUGGGAAGGAGUUCGUGAAGGAGCCUGGUGGGCACUGGUGACAAUGACGACUGUUGGGUAAGUAGAAGGAGUACUGUCACGUGAUAUGAGUAGGAAACUCUAAUUUGGUUCCAACAGUUUAAACAUAAAUUUGCCCCAGUCGCGUUUAGUAAUUCAUACGAGGACGGAUCAGGAAGUUCUGUCACCAAGAAAAGUCCCAAGUUCUCCAAGCAACAAUGGUUCUUCAUUCUUAUGUUCAUCUUUAGACCUCAGUAACUGCUGUUCGUUAAGGAAAUUUAGUACUAAUAUAAAGCCCGUGUGGAAUUUGUCAGGUCCUUUACAUGCUGAUUUAGUUGCGACAAGGAGCCUUCAAGGGAAUAUUUUCGUUUCUACAGUUACACUCGUUAUAAAUUAGGUUUCCCAGCAAGGCCUGUCCAUGAAGACCUUGUGGCGGUUUAAGGAGACUUCACCUUCUUUUCGCACAGUUGUCAGAUGGAUUCAGUAUUUUAUUGAGAGAGCGUUGAAGAUGAACCACGUGCUGGGAGGCCACGGACGUCUGUGAUCGAAAGUUCUGUGGAGAAAGCCGAAGAAUUAAUAGCAGAAGACCAUACUAUAACACUCAGAUUCUUAGCCUUGGAGCUUGGUGUAAGCUACGGAAGUCGGCACAUGCUAUCGUCCACCAGCAGCUUGGUUGGUCCAAGAGGUGCGCAAGAUGGAUCCCCCACCAGUUAACAACAGAACAGAAGGAACAAAGGGCUAAAUCUGCCGCAAUUGCUUGGAACUAUUUGAACCAGAUGGCCCUAAGAGGUUUUCUGAUGUUGUUACGGGUGGCGAAUUUUGGAUUUCCUUCUACACUAUGAAAGAUAAACAUUCUAACAUGGUGUGGGUGGCCGAAGAUGAACCAUGCCUGGAGGUCCUAAAAACAGGUUUCCGUUCAAGAAAGAGAAUUUUCACCAAUUUUUUCAAUACUCAGGGGCCUGUUGUUGUCGACAUGAUGCCCGACAAAGCUACAACCACUGCCGCAUAUUACACAACUACUUCAGUUUUACCAAAAGUUCUUCUACAUAUUCAGUCCACGGCACAGACUCGACGUCGCUCUCGAAUCCAGUUGCAUCACAACAGCGCUAUGAAUAAUUAGUAUUAAUAGCGCUAUAUAAAUGAAUUAUAUUAUUAUUAUUAUUAUUAUUAUUAUUAUUACUAUUAUUAACACAGUUCCCCACAAAGCUCGCAUUACACAGACGUACCUUGAUGACAAUGGUAUCCAUUUGAUGGAACAUCGACCAUACUCACCCGACUUGGCUUCGUGCGAUUUCUGGCCCUUUCCAAAAGUCAAAUCAGCCCUUGCUGGGAAGCAUUUUUCAAAGAUCCAAGACCUUGCUCAAGCUGUGCAUGCAGAGAUGGGGGCCAUACCUGCUUCAGAGUACCAAGAAUGCUUUCAGAAGUGGAGGAUGAGGAUUCAGCGAUUUAUAGAAGUCGAGGGAAGCUACUUUGAGGGAAUGUGACUGUAAUUCUUGAAAUUGCAGGUGAACCAUGGGGGAUAUAAGUUAAGUGACAGAACUUCUUGAUCCGCCCUCGUAAAAGCAUUUACACCAACGAAUUACAUUACACUUUAAGCCAAACUAAAGGAUAACCAUUUCAGCGCGAUACUUAACAUUCUGCGACAUUGAAGACAUGAUCUCAGUGGAUUCCUAAAAGUAAUUACCCUUAGUGAGAAUAACACAAACAGGAACUAGAUAAUGAGAAGACUUUGUGUUGAGUCAUGUAUUACAAGGGUGUGAGACCACGCGACUUAUGUAAUAUUAAAGGUCUAAGUAUCACUGGAGCGCUAUUUCCGCAUAUCGAAAUUCACCAGGUGAUCUGGAGGUCUCCAAAAGGGAGGAAAAUAAAAAAGGCCAUAUUCUAGUAAAGGGCUGCAUGACAAUAUCUAUAAUGGACACGAGAAUAAUGAGGGUGUGAGGGGGUUAAAACUGGAUAAAAUUUAAAAUUGGCAGGAAUGGAGAGAAGACGCCAGAGAAAGGGGAGAGGUUUAAAGUACGUAAGCUGCAGAUUGGAAAGAUCACUAGGAGUUCAAAGUUGACUGUGAAGAACGGAUUCCAAGUGUAAGGGUAUAUAUGUGACCGAAGGCACAUUCUCGAAGAAUACAGAGGAUAUGCAAAAAGGAUUUUUGGGAAGACGAGGAGACAGAGCAAACGACCAUGGAUCGUUGAUGAAACGUCAGAAAUAGUCAAGAAAAGGAAAGAGAAAAAGAAAGUACCGAGGUUGCAUUAUGGUAUUCCAAAUUCAAGGAUUUACGUGAGAAUACUAACAAAGAAACUGAGAGAUGAAGCAGCCAUUGCACAGACUACAGAGGGCACUAGGUGCUUUUCAAGGGCGGGUGAGAAUGACAGCAUAGUAGCUCUAAGUAGGAGUUGUUAGGGUUGAAGAGCAAGAAGAAGUGCGAAAGGAAGACCGUUGACGACUUUGAAGAGGACUGUUCUGUGGAGAGCGGCAGGAAUAAAGCAGGUCGGAUAAGCCAGAGUAUGGCCAAGAGUAUAGAGAAGAUUAUCGACACAAAAAGGACGACUUGUACAGAAAGCAGGGCGGCCUUGUUAACUGAAUGAAACGAAAAGGCAUGACCGGAUGACGACGAUUAUGACUUGAACAUGGAUUCCUGUCAAGAACUGCACAUUCCCUCAAUCUGUGUUGCAGGUAACUGUUGUAAAAAACUAAUGGCAAACGUUCAGGUGACAUUAUCCCAUAAUAUGCGUCAAAGAAUAAUAUAAAAGAAAAUAAACUGCAUUUCGUCGAAAAACUUCAAUUUUUACACUUUUCUUGCCUGUAUAGCAAACAAUGCUUACGAGCUCAAGACCGGUACCUGGGUAUCGUUAUUGUAAUUAUUCGUUGACUUGCUACGUACACAGGCAGUAUCGAAUUUUGUUUCCCUUUGUCUCCAGAUAUGGAGAUAAGACUCCCAAGUCUAUACCGGCUCGUAUUUACUCCGCCUUCUGGAUGAUUUUUGGCAUGGUAAUUCUAUCAAUGUUUACUGCUGAAGUUACAUCUGGAAUGACGUCUAAAGAAUUGGUGCCUCUUCAUGCAUUUCUGGGGAAAAAGGUAAGAUUCCCUCCUAACAGAAUUGUGGACACGAGGAAUGAUAAGGUGAAACGGUAGAUCCAAAACGUUUAAACAGCUUCUUAUGCCUGUUGAAGCUUUCCAUAUCAUAAUUAAUUGAACGGAUCGAAGAUGACAAAACAGUUUUAACAAACAUAAAAAACAGAGAAUAUCGAUAACAAAAUUACUUUUCAAUAAACCCCAUCUUACCCUCUCACCAUACAAACGGCUGCAAAAUUUUGAGACUUUUGGGGAGCUUUAUCCUUGCCAAACGAUCAGAAACAAAACUUGUAAAAAGCCCUCAAGGUUUUUUUGGUCUUUUCUUGAAGAGCCUCUGCUUCCAUGUAGAGCCUGGUCCUCAGUGCUAGAAAGUUUCCUCUUUUGGUCACAAAUAUGUUAGAGACACUUUUGAAGGGCUUAUCCUGAGUAUUAGAAACGCCGGUCAUCCCACAAUUCCUGACUUAAGAUUGAAGCCCAAUUCAAUUUUAGGCAGAAAUCUAUUUACCCAGAAAAUUUAAUUGCUGCGUUUAUGCUAUCAUGAGAAACGUUAAAGUUUUCUCAGAAACUUAAUCUAUUGCUCAACAAAUAUAUCCUAAAUGUAAAAUCAUAACUAUACCUCAAUACUAGGUUGCAGUUCCCUUUUCUGGCAAGCGUCACUUUGGAGAAGAACUUAGAGGAGCAAAGAUAAUAGGUACUGCAAUCUAGAGAUGAUUAAUUUUGUGAUGACCUGGUGGUAGUAAUAUUCCAUUACCUAAAUUCAGUUUGCCAAUACACCUUAAAUUCCUCCUUCCCUCAAUGUAUCCAGACCUUACGGAAACGUAGUAUGCCGUAUCAUGGCCCGGAAACGAUUGUUUUGAUUUAUGUAAAAGUUCCAAAAGAACCCCUGCAUGACGUGUACCAAGAAAUCAUGACAGACCCUGUAAAAGUCCGUAAAACACGACUAAACAUACUCUUUUCUGCUGCCCGCUUUAUCGGUAAACUGAGUCACGCCGCCUUUUCUUGGAACCUAGCUUGACCUAAUGUGAGUCCCUAUUCAUUAUCUGAUGUUGCCUAAUGUUACAGUUAACAACAUCUGCACUAAUGUGUAACUCGUUUCAGAGAUAAAGUCCAACGGAAGUUUGACCAAGCACCUGCUAGAAGGAACUCGUCGAAUAGAGAGAAUAGUUUUUCACGCCUGUGAAGAACUUGAUGCCAACACAUUCGAAAAGCUCCAGUUUGUACGGGCAUUGAAGAAGCACUACGUUGGAAUUCGAAUAUUUACUACGCCAAGAAAGGGUGGUUCUUCCUUGGUGGAAUGUGUCAAGAAAAUGGUGAAAGAACAUCACAGCGGAAAUGAAUCCAAUGAUGAAGAAGCUCCAGACUGCAAGGACAACUCCAAAAUUGAGAUAACCGAAUAUGGUUCAAGAAAAGGCUUUGACUAUCGAGACACAAUCAGCAUUAUCAUGUACGUUUCUUUUGGUAUUGUUGUGUUGAUAUUUGUGGCAGGCAGUGCAUGGGAUUUCAUGAAGACCAGGAAUCUUCCUAGAAGAGACGAAGGUAAGAAAAAGAUUUUGAUUCAAGAUCACAAUUAUUCUCGUCUGAGGUAAACAACCCGGGGGGGAGAGGGGGGGACUCCGCAUAUGAAAGUGGUGGGGAUGCUCGUCGUCUCGCUUAGGGGUGUAAAUUUCGGAUUUUGGUCUCAUUUAGGGUGUUCUGGGCAAAACGCCAUCAUAUUUAGCCGUGAAGGUCUCGUUUAGGGUUGCACGCCAAAAAAAAUAAAAAUAUAUCUAUAUAUUGUCUGUUUUUUAACAUGGUCUCUUUUAGGGGUCAAAAAAAGCUUGUUCCACGCCCAGAUCGGUCUCCUUUAGGGGCUUAAUUCAAAAUUUCCGACGAGCAUCCCCAUCCCUUUCAUAUGCGGAGUCCCCCCCCCCCUUGGGGUAAACAAUAAGAUACGUAGAAUAGGCAAAUGGUAAUGAGCUGUUCGACUGUUAGUCACGUAAGCCCUUUUCUAGCUUCCAACGCUCAUGCAUUUUUUCGCUUUACUAGGCAACUUUGGAGACCAUGGGGGCGUAGAAAUGAAUGCGAGAGAAGAACAAAUAGAAAUCCGAGUGAUUAACGAAGACAAAGAUGGGAGAAGAAGCUUGAAAGCCACAACAACAAGUUUCAACAACUUAGUGGCAGAGCCAUAAUCUGGACCUCGAACCAUUACAUGGUUGAAAUUGGUUUUUCUCUCCUAGGAACGGACC
This is a messenger RNA of Porites lobata, 7262 nucleotides long. The record is from the annotation of a GenBank genome assembly. Lineage: Eukaryota; Metazoa; Cnidaria; Anthozoa; Scleractinia; Poritidae.